Tilletiopsis washingtonensis is the source of this 1144-nucleotide messenger RNA. Its product is annotated as Sedlin. Bases 257 to 907 code for a protein of 216 amino acids. The transcript is spliced from 4 exons. Gene Ontology annotation, biological process: endoplasmic reticulum to Golgi vesicle-mediated transport. Gene Ontology annotation, cellular component: TRAPP complex; cytoplasm; nucleus. The record is from RefSeq and is a predicted model, not a curated record. NCBI's taxonomy places the organism in Eukaryota, Fungi, Basidiomycota, Exobasidiomycetes, Entylomatales.
CCCUCACCCGCCAAUCAGCCAAGAGCUCGACUGCAGCCACACGAGGCGCACGCUAGACCAUACGUGGUCGUAUCGGAGCUGUACAGUCCAUAUCGUGCCGCUCGGACAAUCGCUCGUCGUCAGUCCGCGGGACAUCAGCUGUCCGUAGCAUUUGCUGCCGGCGCGCAGUGAUCUCGAGAGCAGGCCGCCUCGCCUGCCCCGCAUCCUCGCCGUUGUCGCUUGCGCUGUCGCAGAUAUCCUUCUACCGGCAUCGAUCAUGGCCUACUACUUCGUCAUCGUCUCGCCCCGAGACUCGCCGCUCUACGAGGCCCACCUCUCCUCCAAGCCUGCCUCAUCCUCUGUGCUGUCUUCGACAACCUCGUUCUUCUCUGCGAGCGCAGCCGCUCCGUCGCCAAAUCGGCCACAGGCCAGUGCUGCAGCUGCGUCAAUGCCUCGCAACUCCGGCGAGGGCGGCAUGUUCGGCUUCGCGGCAUCGCUGCAGGCGCUUGCAGGGGGCCUGCGCGGCGCCGGCUCAGAGACUGGCGCUCAGGACGCCGCGACCACAAGUGCCAGCCAGGGCGCCAACUCGCUGGGCUUUGCUGGCUAUAGCGCAGCAGAGACGCUGCAGAUGAUCGCGCACUCGAGCCUCGACGCGGUGGAGGACCGCCAGUGGACGAGCAAUACGCUCUACCUCAAGGCUGUCGAUCGCAUCAACGAGUGGACCGUCUCGGCCUUUCUCGUGCCAGGCAACAUCAAGAUGCUGAUACUGCAUGAGCACCGCCACGACGAUGGCAUCCGGAACUUCUUCCUCGACGUGUGGGAGCUGCUCGUGAAGACACUCCUCAACCCGCUGCACGAUCCGCAGGCACCCAUCCGCAGCGUGGCAUUCGAUGCACGGGUGCGGGCCAGCGCGAGGAAGCAUCUCUGAGCACUGCCAGUGCUGGUGCUUCUUGACUGCGCCCACGUGCACGCAGCAGUGAGCUUGCUGUCCGGCGCGACAAUCCGAUACCCAGCGGCCGGCAUGUCGCAACACGGUCUGCCAAUGACCAUGUCCGUGCACUACACCACACGAUUCUGCGCACGCCACCUGCGGGAGCUACUUGCGCAGAUGCUGUCGAGGGUAUGAUAUUGCUAGUCCGUGUGCGCUCUAUCCUGCUCGCUUCGA